AUGUUCUCUCUUUUUUUUUUUGUUUUUUUAUCCUUCCCUCCCUAUUUUAACAGAACAACUGUUAAUAAAAAUGGAAUUUACCAGCUGGAACAGGCUGCAAAAUGUAAAGCAAUUCAGGACAACAUUUUGUCAUCAUCUAUCAAGAAGAAAAGAUAUUCAGAAGAUUAUUAUCUUCACAUAGUCACAAAACUGCAGAACUGCACCUGGAUAAGGAGACCAGAAGAAUCUGCAAAAUUCAGGUCAGAAUUAGCUUCCUGCUGUGAUGCAGUUCACAAUUUUAUUGCUUCUCAAAACAACACCCCGCUGGGAAGUAACAUGAGUUAUGAAGUGGACAGUAAAAAGACCAUCCUCAUUACAGAUGACAUUUUUAAAAUGCUGCCUGUGUCCUCUCCUCUCUCAAUCUAUCCCUUCAAGACCUGUGCUGUGGUUGGAAAUGGAGGCAUUCUGAAAAAUUCCAGCUGCGGAGCUGAAAUCGAUAGUUCUGACUUUGUGUUUAGGUGUAACCUCCCUCCAACCGUGGGAAGCAUUAGCAAAGAUGUUGGCAAUAAAACAAACCUUGUGACUGUUAAUCCGAGUAUCAUAGCUCAAAAAUACAACAAAUUAAAUGAAAAGAAGAGAGAAUUUCUGGAGAACAUUGCGGUCUAUGGAGAUGCUUUCCUUUUAUUGCCAGCAUUUUCCUUCAGAAGCAACACAGCCACUUCUUUUAAAGUCUAUCACACUCUGCAAGAGUUCAAAGCAACGCAAAGGGCAAUAUUUUUUCACCCUUUCUAUCUGAAAAGUCUUGCCCAGUUCUGGAGAACUAAGGGUGUGAAAGCGUACCGGUUGUCAUCUGGUUUUAUGAUCACUAGUGCUGCUCUCGAGCUGUGUGAGAAUGUGAAGCUCUAUGGCUUCUGGCCUUUCUCAAAAUCCACAGAGAAGAUGCCAAUCAGCCACCACUAUUAUGACAACCAGCUGCCUAAACCAGGUUUCCAUGCAAUGCCCAAAGAAUACAACCAGAUCCUUCAGCUUCAUGGCAAAGGCAUUUUGAAGUUGCAGUUUGGUAAAUGUGAAUCAGACUAAAAAGGGUGAUGAUCUUAAGGAGGCAAUUUGUGUGUAUCUCAGCAGUUCCGUGUUGGAUUUGAUCUGAUGUGAUUUUUUGAGCAUUAAACUACAUUAUUGGAAUAGAGAAAUACUUUGCACUUGGGGAGAGAAGGAAAUGGGUUUUUUUUGUUUUUUUUCCACACAGUUGAGUGCUACAUUUCUGAAUUUUGAGUAAUCGUUUUCUAAAAUACAAAAUAACAUUGGGAAAUUCUGAAACUUCUGAUUAUUGGUUUAACGUAGCAAAGCACAAUCUUGGGAUGGUGGCAAUUUGUGACA
This is a messenger RNA of Apaloderma vittatum (bar-tailed trogon), 1356 nucleotides long. It is a transcript of the gene ST8SIA6, whose product is annotated as ST8 alpha-N-acetyl-neuraminide alpha-2,8-sialyltransferase 6. Bases 1 to 1059 code for a protein of 352 amino acids. Gene Ontology annotation, biological process: oligosaccharide metabolic process; N-glycan processing. Lineage: Eukaryota; Metazoa; Chordata; Aves; Trogoniformes; Trogonidae. The record is from RefSeq and is a predicted model, not a curated record. Gene Ontology annotation, molecular function: alpha-N-acetylneuraminate alpha-2,8-sialyltransferase activity. The transcript is spliced from 7 exons.